Eucalyptus grandis is the source of this 2031-nucleotide messenger RNA. RefSeq lists its product as uncharacterized. Lineage: Eukaryota; Viridiplantae; Streptophyta; Magnoliopsida; Myrtales; Myrtaceae. Bases 1 to 2031 code for a protein of 676 amino acids. The transcript has a single exon. The record is from RefSeq and is a predicted model, not a curated record.
AUGGCUGAUUCGGUAGCUGCAUUUACGGUUGGGCUCAUCUCUCACAACCAAGGCAAUUCAAGUGCUCAUGUAGCAGAAGUAGAUGAAGGACUUCAAGCUUUUUGGUCCUCAUUUCUCUUACUACAUCUUGGUGGUCCGGACACCAUUACCGCUUUCUCUCUCGAGGACAGUUCACUUUGGCCACGACAUCUGCUUAGUUUCGUCUUCCAAGUCUAUACUGCCAUCUACGUUUUUCUGCGGAUAUUUCCUAACAACAAGUCGCUGGUGAUCCCAACGAUCUUGGUGUUUCUCGCAGGGGUUAUCAAAAUUGCGGAGAGGACAUUGGCACUUUAUCUCUCGAGCUUCCCAAGGAUUAGGGAAUCAACGCUUUUAGACAAGGAGAUAAGAAUGGCCGUAGACUCACAAUUGCUUGAAGAACUCAAUGUUCUAGGGUAUGAACAUGGAAGUUUUGAUGAAGAAAGCGCAAAGCUUGAUGAGAGCAUUGUGGUAAAGCAUGCUUACUCAUUCUUUCAAAUCUUUAGGGUCUUCAUUGUAGAUCUCAUCUUUACAAAACAACAACGUGAAAUGAGCCGUAAAUAUUUUGCCAAAGUUUCUGCGAUGGAUGCGUUGAGGGUGAUAUCAGUUGAACUCGAUUUCAUUUAUGAAAAGCUCCACACAAAAGCAUUGACAAUACGUCACAAGUGGAGCUACAUUUUCCGCAUCAUAACUUGCACUAGCAUUGCGGUGGCUUUGGGCGAGUUCAAUCGCUUGAAGAAGUAUCAGCUCCUCGAACUUGAUGUGAAAAUUACUCAUAUUCUUCUUUUCGGAGGGAUUAUUCUUGAUGGGAUAGCUUUGUUGAUGCUUGUUUUUUCCGAUUGGACUGUUGCUGGAGUCAAGCAUAACACCACAGGGUUUUCUAAACUAGAUUCAUUUCUCAACAAGUUGGUAUCCACCACGGAUUACCUAAGGAAGCCCAGAUACGCCACAUGGGAAGUAGAACCUAACACCAAUGUUUCUUACAAGGUUAUAGAUACACCAUUAAUAUUUCGAAGGUGGUCAGAAUCCAUUUCUGCUUGCAACCUUUUUUCUGAGGCAUUGAGGAAGAAUCCGAGAAAGAUAUGUAAAUGCAAUCAGUUCAGGGGCAUCGUUGUUUUUAAAAAUAUAUGUAGUUUUCCAUUUCAAAUGGUUGGCAAGAUCAUCUCUUGUGUCUAUGAAGCUGUUCGUAUGGUUGAUAGAUUUUGUGGUAAAAGAUCAAUGAUUGCCAAUGCGCAAUACGUUUCCAAGAAUCCGUUUAUUAACAAGCUAUGGAUCUUUCUCUUUAACAAGGUGAAAGAAAAAUCUAGGAAUGCAGAUAUUCCGGAAACGGUGAGCCAAAUAGUUAAGGCUAGUGGUAAUGUGUUUUUACCAGCGAGAUUGCUGACGAGCAAUCUCAGUGAAAUUUCUGAGCAUAUCAAUAAGGCUAAUUUCCACAUCCAUAUUAUAAGGGCACACAUUGCUACUGAAAUUUGGUACAAUAUAGAGAUAUGCAUCGGAAGAAAUGAUGAAAGAGAAUUUAGUAAGAUCCUUUCUGAUUAUAUGUUGUAUCUUCUACUUAAUCAACCUAAUGUGAUGUCUGCUGUGGCAACGGUUGGCAUUGCCCAAAAGAAAUCAGCAGAUACGCUGCGCGAGCUUCGGCACCUGAUUGUCAGUGAUGAGACCAAGGAUCUGGAAAGGAUUUGCAAAAAAUUGUACAACAGAGUGGGCCCUCGAGCAGGGGCCGUGUUGGGUGGUAUUAAUCAUUCGGAAUCCGCGCUCGGCAAAGGGUUCGAUAUGGCCCUACGAAUGGAAGAUCUUGGGAAAAUGAAGUGGAAUUUCUUGAGCGGACAAUGGUUUGGGAUGUUGCAAUAUGCGGCAGUUAAUAUUAAGGGAGAGGCACAUGUGCAGGUGUUGAGCAAAGGGGGAGAGCUUCUUGCCUUUGUUUGGCUGUUGAUGGCUCAUUUCGGUUGCUUCUACAAACCUGAAUGGGGCAUGUAUUACGAAUUCUGGGAUGAGUGGGGUAAGCUUCUAGAUUAA